Molecule: messenger RNA, 4929 nt
Organism: Hippocampus zosterae (dwarf seahorse)
Lineage: Eukaryota; Metazoa; Chordata; Actinopteri; Syngnathiformes; Syngnathidae
Gene: kcnh8
Product: potassium voltage-gated channel, subfamily H (eag-related), member 8
Exons: 16
Coding region: 422-3433 (1003 amino acids)
Biological process (GO): potassium ion transmembrane transport; regulation of membrane potential
Cellular component (GO): membrane
Molecular function (GO): voltage-gated potassium channel activity
Source: RefSeq, a predicted model, not a curated record
AAGCCGCGAGGUAGAAAAGUUUUUGCUCGGGACUCGGGAUGUGUGCGCAAGCAGAGAAAAGUGAGAGUGAUGCCUGUCUCGCAGCCUUGCACGCUGCGGACAGACGAUCAUUGAAGCCAUUUGACAAUAAUGGCACCCGCUGACAGGCAGUCUCUCACCCCGUCACCGUCGUCCCCCUCGGCUAUUACCCGCCCCUCACCUGCGCGUGCUUCACCUCAGCUCUUUUCCUUGACGCACGCGAACUGAAGCUUCCAGACGCACCCGGUGCGCGCUUCUCAGCGCAGCUCCCCUGCCAAGCGUCGCAUUCUAGCGAGUGCCUCGUCGAGCGCAUGCAGCUCCAAAACCUUUCAAGGGUGCACUUCACACGUUAGGACGACUUCUCCACUCAGUUUGAUGGGGACUUCGAUACCAAGCAGGGAAAAUGCCUGUGAUGAAGGGAUUAUUAGCACCGCAGAACACCUUUCUGGACACUAUAGCAACGCGCUUUGAUGGCACUCACAGUAAUUUCAUUCUGGCCAACGCUCAGGUGUCCAAAGGCUUCCCCAUCGUCUACUGCUCAGAUGGCUUCUGUGAGCUCACAGGCUUCUCCAGGGCGGAAGUCAUGCAAAAGAGUUGCGCGUGUAAGUUCCUCUACGGCCCCGAGACCAGUGAAAAUAUCAUCAUCAGCAUCGACGACGCCUUGGAGGGGCGCAAGGAGUUCAAGGAUGAGAUCAUGUUUUACAGUAAGACAGGGGUGCUCUUCUGGUGUCUGUUGGACAUUGUGCCAAUUAAGAAUGAAAAGGGCGACGUGGUGCUCUUUCUGGCUUCGUUCAAGAACAUCACUGACGUUAAAGCCAAAAGCAUCCAAGAGGACAAGAAAGAAGAGCGACGGCGUGGCAGGAUCAGAACAAGCUCUCCGUUUAGCUCAGCUCGAAUGCGGAGCAACGCCGUGCUCUACCACGUCUCUGGGCACCUCCAUAGCAGAGAGAAGAGCAAAAUUAAGCUCAAUAAGAAUGUGUUUGGCGACCCUCCUCCAUUACCCGAGUACAAGGUAGCAGAUGCCAAAAAGUCCAAAUUCAUCCUGCUGCAUUAUAGCACAUGCAAGGCCGGCUGGGACUGGCUGAUCCUGCUCGCCACUUUCUACGUGGCCGUGACCGUGCCGUACAACGUCUGCUUCAUCGGCGACGACGACGACCUCACCCGCAGCACGACCGUCAGUGACAUCGCCGUGGAGAUUCUCUUCAUCUUGGAUAUUGUCUUCAAUUUCUGCACCACCUACGUCAGCAAGUCGGGCCAAGUGAUCUUUGACGCUCGGCAGAUUUGCUUUCACUACCUGACCACCUGGUUCAUCAUCGACCUGGUGGCCGCCUUGCCCUUUGACCUGCUCUAUGCCUUCAAAGUCAGCGUGGUGUCUGUGGUGCACUUGUUAAAAACGGUGCGCCUGCUGCGUUUGCUUCGCCUCCUCCAGAAAAUGGACCGCUACUCGCAGCACAGCACCGUGGUGCUGACCCUGCUCAUGUCCAUGUUCGCCCUGCUGGCCCAUUGGAUGGCCUGCAUCUGGUACAUCAUCGGGAAAAUGGAAAUGGAGGCCAACUCCUACAACUGGGAUAUCGGAUGGCUGCACGAGCUGGCAAAGCGUCUCGAGUCGCCGUACUACCCCCUCGGAAGCGCCAACACCAGCGGGCCCACCAUCCGCAGCGUUUACGUUGCCUCUCUCUACUUCACCCUCAGCAGCCUCACCAGCGUGGGCUUCGGCAACGUGUCGGCCAACACGGACGUGGAGAAAAUCUUUUCCAUUUGCGUCAUGCUCAUAGGAGCGCUGAUGCACGCAUUGGUCUUUGGCAACGUGACAGCCAUAAUCCAGAGGAUGUACUCCCGCUGGUCCCAGUAUCAUACCAGGACCAAAGACCUCAAGGACUUUAUUCGAGUGCAUCAUCUGCCGCAUGGCCUGAAGCAGCGAAUGCUGGAGUAUUUUCAGACAACCUGGUCAGUCAACAACGGCAUCGACUGUAAUGAGCUGCUGAAGGACUUCCCGGAUGAGCUCCGCUCCGACAUCACCAUGCACCUCAACAAAGAGAUCCUGGAAUUGUCACUGUUCGCCUCGGCCAGCCGGGGUUGCUUGCGCUCUCUGUCGCUGCACAUCAAGACCACCUUCUGUGCUCCCGGAGAGUAUCUCCUCCGGGAGGGCGACGCCCUGCAGGCCAUCUUCUUCGUGUGCUCCGGGAGCAUGGAGGUCCUGAAGGACGGCAUGGUGUUGGCAAUUCUCGGUAAGGGAGAUCUGAUUGGAGCCAACCUCUCCUUAGACGACAGAGUGAUCAAAACCAACGCGGAUGUGAAAGCGCUGACCUACUGCGACCUGCAGUGUAUUAACUUGAAGGGUCUGUACGAAGUGCUGGAUCUCUAUCCGGAGUACUCGAAUCAUUUUGUCCAGGACAUCCAGCAGGAUCUCACCUACAACCUGAGGGAGGGACAAGAGUCACACGUGAAGGCUCGACUCUCCACCGCAGCUCUUGAUCCUCAGCCAGGUGUGAAAAGGAAUGGGCGACUCGUUCGGGGUUGCGCGCUUCUCGCCGAGGCCCGGGGGGCACGUGACAGGGACAUGAGGGAAGAUGACGAUUGUCUGUCGUCGGAGCAGAGCAGAGCGAUGACCCUCACGGGCGCCGCUGGGUCGACUCCAAUGGGCCAAGCCAAUCGUGGAAGCGCAGGACGGAGCUCUGAAAAGUCUCACGCGAUGAGUCCGGGUAUCGCACCGGUGACUCUAAGCCCUUCCGACCUGAGCCCCAGAAUAGUGGACGGAACAGAGGACGCCGGCGGGACGGAAAGUUCGCUGCCCUUCCCUGGCUUCUCUUGCCACCGCGGUUGCCAUGACAACGACCCCACCAGUGCCUCAGCGUCCACCACAGAAAUGCCACACAUCAGCACGGCGGAAUUAGCGGCAAAAGCGGAGGACACCAGAGGACAACUCCGACACCUCAACCAACAGGUGCUAAACCUAGGCAGGGAAGUAGCGGACCUGGGCCAGGUGAUGAAGCGGAUGGCCCGGCUCAUGGAGACCCUGAUGUCAUCCGGGCCCCAAACAACACCGGCGUGCUCCUCGCGACGCAUUCACUUGCCCCACGCUGACCCUCCUCCGUGCUACCCUCGCCCUCCCUCUUCUUCUCACACUCCCUCUAUCCGGACGCUUACGCCCCGGGAGACGCCGCAGCUCGGGUACGCCCCCAGUCCCUUUCAAGCGCAACCCUCCUCCAUCAUGGCAGAGGCACGCGUGUCUUCCUCGCCCUUCAGCUCACCGGAGACCCACCGAUGCAAAGACGGCUUUUCUACGUCUAUCAGGUCAAGGGUACGCGCUGCACCUCCGCAGGACGGGAGUGGCGCAAACCCUCAGUGGAGCUCCGGGCGCUCGCCUCAGUGUGGACUCAUGCAGAUCUACCAGAACCAAACGAAGAGUUUGUAGCAGUUCUCUCCGCAAUUUUUUUUUUCUGGGAAUGAUCACAUCAUUGGAUGAUAAUAUUUUGCAGGGAGGCAAGGUCACGUUUUGCUUUGACAAAAUCCACUUGCAUGAAAACAAAUGAGUUGUUAGCAUUAGCUCGUAGCGAUUUAGCGGUUUAUUACGACAGGGUUGAAAGGUUGAUGGCAAACAAACCAGACCCCUCCCCGCACCCCUCUUCUACCACCCAACUAACCCCUGAGGCACCUUACAAUUUUGAAGCAAUAGACACACGGUCCACCUUUUCUAGCCGUGCGAUUUUAUUAUUGGACUCCACGAUUUUAUACCUUUUUCAGGGCCAAAAUGAAGCAGGUGUGCUCCCGCGCUGUCAAAACGAAGGCUAUGAAAGACAAUACCUCUGAGGAACCCUUUACAGGGGGGGGGGGGGUCUUGAGUGGAGGCGAGCAUUUUGUGACAGAAGCCAUCUUCAGCCAACCAACCCUCCUCCCCAAGUCUCACCGCUCUUUCCCAAGGACCCCCCCCCCCCCCUUGCCGCCACCCCGAUUGGUCCUAAUUAUCCACCGCGUUGGAGGAAUGAGGAACAAGAGGCCGGACAUAUUGUGCGCUUUUACCACUGGUCCUCGGGGAAGGGGGGAGUCGAGUCAGGUGCUGGCUACCGUUGGCCUUGAGCAACUCGAGCGGGGUGGGGGGGGCUGCUGUCAUCUGUCACACAAAGCAGGCUUUGCCUCUCCCUCUCUGGCUCUUUCCCAAGCUUUCCCCCACUUUGCCAACUCUGUCUCUGUCCUCCUCGCUUUCCUUUUCUCUCUGCAUGCACUUUUUUGCGUAGUACCCGUAGACGCACAUUCACAUAUGCCGCAUGUCCCGACGAGGGGAAACCAGCUCGCCGUUUUAUCCUUCUAUUGAAAUGAAACACCGCUUUAAUAACCAAACGUGACAUUUACCGUUGCCUCUUUAUUGGAUGUGGGUUGCUUUUUGAAAGCAGCCAGGUCAUUUCAAAGCCGAAAGUCGUCAGAUGCAUCCCUGUUUGUUGGAGCGGACCCAUAAUGAAUUAGUUGGGGGUCCACGUCGAAUUCCGAUUAAGGGUUUUGCGGCAACGACGUAGUUUUCUCACAGGGGGAGGAACAAAGGCAAUAUUCACGUAGAAAUGCACAAUAUUUCAGACUUUUAUAUUCAUAUGAAUGUAUCAAUACCAAAAUAAUGUAUUUUUUUACCUUGACGAAUGCAAGACUUUAGGAUAGCGCUUCUGUAUUAUACGAGGUAGUGCCGGUUUUGUCGGGCGGCACAAGCGGGAUCCCCAACAGGGAACCAAAAAAAAAAAUGAUCCCGACUCUCCUCCCAGGAGAUUUUCUGUUGCUUCGCAUUCAUGUCCAGUCGGUUUGUAUGACACUACCUUGCACAUGGAAUGUACUGGAAUCAAUCGUUUUAACCUCCCUUUUAGAUUUUGAUAUCCGCUACAAGAAUUGCUAUGCUAAUAAAUGACGAACGUGACUGUUAAGUCAGAA